UAUAUAAGUGACAAAGCCAAAUGUUAUACUACUGAACAUUACACUUUGUUAAAGGAGGUAAAAUUCAAAAUGGUACAAAAGAUAGUAUUCCCAGCGUAUAUAGUUGUUGCUAUAUACAUGUUUAGUUUUGUUGGAGGAUCCUUCGGGAGUGAAAAAUAUGGAAGAUGCAUAAAGUAUCGAGUUGGAGAAAGUCAACCUGUUAUAACAAAUGGUGACCGGGAGUGUAUGACGAGAGGGAAACAUGUGUAUUGUAGGGAAUUCACGUGUCCGACAACGAAUUGCGCAAGCCCUACACAGGAUGGAAAAUGUUCAUAUUGUACAGGCACUUGCAGUUAUGGUGGAGUUGUUUAUCAAGUUGGAGACGGCUUUGAAUGCCUCGAUGGAUCAAACCGCUGUUCAUGCAGCAAUAAUAAUGUUAUAGGGUCGUCUGCAGCAGCAUCGAAUGAAAAACUGAUGUGCAAGAAAUAAAUUCGUUGAAUAACUGAAUGGGAUUCAAGAAAAGAAAAAUAAAUCUGUGUAAAAGAUGAAUCGUACUGUUCUUCUAUUUCUUC
Messenger RNA from Mytilus trossulus (common blue mussel), 551 nucleotides. Its product is annotated as kielin/chordin-like protein. The coding region runs from base 70 to 468 and encodes 132 amino acids. The transcript has 4 exons. NCBI's taxonomy places the organism in Eukaryota, Metazoa, Mollusca, Bivalvia, Mytilida, Mytilidae. The record is from RefSeq and is a predicted model, not a curated record.